Molecule: messenger RNA, 1721 nt
Organism: Sinocyclocheilus anshuiensis
Lineage: Eukaryota; Metazoa; Chordata; Actinopteri; Cypriniformes; Cyprinidae
Product: zinc-binding protein A33-like
Exons: 6
Coding region: 35-1420 (461 amino acids)
Molecular function (GO): zinc ion binding; protein binding
Source: RefSeq, a predicted model, not a curated record
GGUCAAGUGUGUCUACUGAGAACUGACUUCAGUCAUGGCAGAUGCUUUGUCCUUCCUGGAAGAGGAUUUCACAUGUCUCAUCUGUUGUGAUGUCUUCACCGAUCCGGUCACUUUGAAAUGUAGCCACAGUUUGUGUGAGGAAUGUCUCCAGCGUUUCUGGACGACUCAGGACGUGCCGCAGUGUCCGGUCUGUCGGAAGGAAUGCUCUCACGACGAGCCCACCAAGAGCCUGGCGUUCAGAGCGCUCUGUGAGUCCUUCAAGAAGAGAAAACCCUCAGCUGUUUCAGGAGACGUUUGUCCAGAACAUGAAGAAAAGUUCAAACUCUUCUGCUUUGUGGACAAGCUGCCCAUCUGUGUGGUCUGUUACACAUCAAAGAAGCACGAAGAUCACAAGUGUUCUCCUGUCAACGAGGCUGCUGGGAAUUUAAAGGAGGAUCUCAAGACACAAAUGGACAGACUGCAGGUGACACUCGAUGACCUCAAGGAAGCCCAUGAGAGCUGUGUCGAACGGGCUGAGCUCAGUAAGGAACACACCAAUAUGGAUGAAAACCAAAUCAAGAAGGAAUUUGAGAAGCUCCAUCAGUUUCUUAAAGACGAGGAGGAGAAACAGAUCAGAUCCUUGCAUAAAGAAAUGAAACUUCAAGAUGAGAAACUCCAGGCCAGAAUGAAGGAGCUCUCCGCACAGAUAUCAGAUCUGUCUGAGAGGAUGGCAGCCGUCUGGCAGGACAUAGAAGCUGAAAACAUCACAUUUCUCCAGAAUUACAGCAACACCGUAAAAAGACUCCAACACCCAUCAGUAGCAAACACAACCCCUGAACUACAAGAAUAUCAGCACUAUCCCAUUCAGACAGUGAUCUUCGCCACAUGGGCCAGAAUGCAGAACCUUGUGGAACAGCCUCCUGUGACUCUGGACCCAGACACAUCCUCCAGUAAACUGCUGGUGUCACAGGACUGCACCAGUGUUCAGUACGUAGAAAUGAAUCUGCAUGUGUCUGAUAACCCAAAAAGGCUACAUGACGGGGUGCUGGCCUCACAGGGCUUCAGCUCAGGUGUGCACUGCUGGGACGUAGAGGUGGGUGAUAACAACAACUGGACACUGGGAGUGAUGGGGGAAACGGUGAACCGCAAAAAACUUUGUAAAAUGAAUGCAAAAAAUCGCUUUUGGUGUUUUCGUAAUGUGGAUGGUAAAUACAAGAAAGGUAAAAAACCUGUCAGUGAUAUUGAUAGCAAUGAAAGGCCAAAUAUCAUCCGACUGGAGCUGGACUUUGACAAAGGAGAGCUGAGAUUCAUCGACCCUUCCAGAAACAGAAGUCUGUGCACCUACACUGGUGGAUUUCCAGAGAAAGUGUUCCCAUAUUUCUGUACUGGAGAUGCGGACACACCACUGAGUCUUUUCCCAGCAAAUACACUAAACGUCUAAAAACCAAAACUAACAUGACAUUUUAUUUUACACAUGAUAAAAUAAGUGAAUGCUGAACACCAUAAAUAGCCUUGUGCACAAGUUUUGUGCAUUUGUCCAUCUUUCUUUAAAGCAAAAAGGCAUUUGAUUUUUUUUUUCUUUAACUGAAAUGACCAUCAUAAAUUUAGUAUGGCUUAAGUGUCCAAAUACUUUUUUGGAGCCACUGUAUGUCCAGCAAUGUGAUUAUUUAAUCAUGCAAUGUUUCAGUACAAAUGAUGAUGCAUUAAUAAGGCAGAUUUUAAUGUGAUUAUCAAUGUAAAAA